Molecule: messenger RNA, 5244 nt
Organism: Phaeoacremonium minimum UCRPA7
Lineage: Eukaryota; Fungi; Ascomycota; Sordariomycetes; Togniniales; Togniniaceae
Product: putative activating signal cointegrator 1 complex subunit 3 protein
Exons: 5
Coding region: 1-5244 (1747 amino acids)
Molecular function (GO): nucleic acid binding; ATP binding; ATP hydrolysis activity
Source: RefSeq, a predicted model, not a curated record
AUGACGGCUGCUUCCGUGGCUGAAGCUGAAGCCCAAUGGCGGACCCAGGUCGCAGCCAUGAGAGCAGCAAUAGCUGAGCUCAAGCUACCCUCCCAGGCCCCGAACGGAGACAGUUACAUGGAUGAUGAUGACGACGAUUAUGACUACAGUUCCGGGAGUGGCGGUCAUGAUGUCUGGGAUUAUAUCUCAGAUAGUGAGCUUGACGAGCUUGGAUUUGACAGUGGAGAUCUAGCUGAUGGCACUGAUGGCGAUGCUUCUUACGGUGCAGCAUGGCUGGUUUCAAGAUGUUCAGAGAUUGCCGGACGGAAGAAUGGCUUGUCAGCCGACGCAUUUCAAGAUCAGAUCACAGCCGCCCUGGCAUCCUCCCAGCCCGAAGACGAACUCCAAGUGCUCCUCACCGACAUUGUUGGUAAGGCCGAGAGAGAUGAGGCUCUCCGCCGAGAAGAUUUCAGGCACAAGAAUGCUGCUCUCGGACCUGCCACGGCCAAGGAACCAGUAUACCCGCACGUGUACACAGACUACAAGGCAGGGAACACGCUCAGCCAUGCUGGCAAGAAAUAUGCCCUUCCCACUGGCAGUGAAAGAUUCGAGCGCGAAAAGACGUUCAAGGGAUACAAAACCCUCAACCGCAUGCAAAGCCUGGUUUAUCCGGUAGCAUACAAGACAAGCGAGAACAUGCUGAUUUGCGCUCCCACUGGUGCUGGUAAAACUGAUGCGGCCAUGUUGACUAUACUUCAUACAAUCGGCCAAUACUUAACACCGAGUCCAACAGAAGACCACCUAGCAACAGAUUUUGCAGUAGACAUUGAAGACUUCAAAAUUGUCUAUGUGGCCCCUAUGAAAGCCCUUGCUGCUGAAAUCACGGAAAAGCUGGGCAAGCGUCUGGCCUGGUUGGGAGUCCAAUGUCGUGAAUACACCGGAGACAUGCAUCUCACCAAGUCGGAAAUCGUACAGACGCAAAUAAUUGUUACGACCCCUGAGAAAUGGGAUGUCGUGACCCGAAAGGGAACGGGUGAUACGGAACUUGUCCAAAAGGUUCGGCUCCUAAUCAUUGAUGAGGUUCACAUGCUUCAUGACGAGCGCGGUGCUGUCCUUGAGUCUCUUGUGGCACGGACAGAGAGACAAGUGGAGAGCACACAGUCCCUGAUUCGGAUUGUCGGCCUCAGUGCAACUUUGCCAAAUUACAUCGACGUGGCCGAUUUCCUCAAAGUCAACCGAUAUGCGGGCCUAUUCUAUUUCGAUGCAUCCUUUCGUCCCGUUCCACUAGAGCAGCAUUUUCUUGGUGUCAAAGGCAAGCCCGGCUCCAAACAGUCCAGGGAAAACUUAGAUAUAGUGGCAUUUGAGAAGGUCCGAGAGAUGUUAGAGCAAGACCACCAAGUCAUGGUCUUCGUACACUCUCGAAGAGAUACCCUUCUCACGGCAAAGAUGCUCCAUGAAAAAGCCGUUGACGAGGUUUGCGUGGACUUGUUCGAUCCCAGCUUCCAUCCGAAAUAUGAAGCCGCAGUACGAGAUAUGAAAUCAAGCAAGGCCCGGGAACUUCGAGAUUUAGUACCCAAAGGUCUGGGAAUUCACCAUGCUGGCAUGGCUCGAUCAGAUCGUAAUAUGAUGGAGAGACUCUUUUCAGAGGGAGUUAUCAAGGUUUUAUGCUGUACUGCGACCCUUGCUUGGGGUGUCAACCUUCCCGCCGCGGCAGUUGUAAUCAAAGGCACUCAAGUGUACAGUGCCCAGGACGGCAAGUUCGUCGAUCUUGGCAUUCUCGAUGUUCUUCAGAUUUUUGGUCGUGCCGGACGUCCUCAGUUCGAGGAUACCGGUAUCGGUAUGAUUUGUACGACGCAGGAUAAGCUUGCUCACUACCUUACGGCUGUGACAAACCAGUUGCCCAUCGAGUCUAACUUCUCGAAGAAGCUAGUGGACAACCUAAACGCAGAAAUUUCUCUUGGAACAGUCACAUCGAUACCGGAGGCUGUGGCAUGGAUUGGAUAUUCCUACCUCUACGUACGAAUGAGGAGAAACCCAAUGGCGUAUGGGAUUGACUGGGUUGAGUUCUCCGAGGAUCCGACUCUGGUGCAGAGACGUCGUCAGCUUGCCAUUCAGGCUGCGAGAACUCUUCAGAAGUGCCAGAUGAUCAUCUACAAUGAAGCGACGGAAGAGCUCAGGAGCAAGGAUAUCGGACGCAUUGCCAGCCAGUACUACAUUCUCCACACCAGCAUUGAGAUUUUCAACGCAAUGAUGCGACCUCAGGCCACCGAGGCCGACAUCCUGAAGAUGAUUGCAAUGAGCGGCGAGUUUGACAACAUACAAUCUCGUGAUAACGAAAGCAAGGAGUUGUCGAGAAUGAAAGAGAACGACAAUAUCGUACCAUGUGCGAUCGAUGGAGGCAUCGAUACUCCUCAAACAAAGACAAACAUCCUUCUCCAGGCGUAUAUCUCGAAAGCUCAGCCGGAAGACUUCGCCUUGACUAACGAUCUCAAUUAUGUGGCUCAACAAGCUGGUCGUAUCUGCCGGGCAUUGUACAUGAUCGCUCUCAACCGCCGAUGGGGACACCAGUGCCUCGUCUUGCUCACCUUGGCUAAAUCGAUUGAGAAGCGAGUCUGGCCAUAUCAACAUCCUCUCCACCAAUUUGAUCUGCCCAAAACCAUUCUCAAUCAACUUGACGCCAAGGAGGCUCUAAGCAUUGAAUCGAUGCGGGACAUGGAACCAGCUGAGAUUGGUGGUCUUGUCCACAAUCACGGGGCUGGAAAAAACAUUGCAAGGAUCAUUGACAACUUCCCCACGAUAAGUGUGGAAGCUGAGAUAGCACCACUGAAUCGGGAUGUCCUCAGAAUCAAGCUGUUCAUCUACCCUGACUUCCGCUGGAACGACCGUGUUCAUGGCACUUCUGAAUCUUUCUAUAUCUGGGUAGAAAACUCGGAGACUUCAGAGAUCUAUCAUCAUGAGUUUUUCAUACUCAAUAGGAGGAAAUUACAUGAUGAGCAUGAGCUCAAUUUCACAAUCCCGCUCUCAGAUCCUUUGCCAAACCAGAUAUAUGUUCGGGCUGUCUCCGAUCGCUGGCUAGGAGCUGAGACUGUCACUCCGGUAUCCUUUCAGCAUCUGAUAAGGCCAGAUACGGAGAGUGUAUAUACGGAUCUCCUCAACUUGCAGCCUCUUUCGAUCACUGCUUUGAAGAACCCCGGUCUGGAGGAAUUGUAUGCCCAGCGCUUUCAGUUCUUCAAUCCGAUGCAGACUCAAAUCUUCCAUACUCUCUAUCACACAUCCGAAAAUGUUUUGCUGGGCUCGCCAACGGGUAGUGGCAAGACUGUCGCUGCUGAACUUGCAAUGUGGUGGGCUUUCAGAGAGCGGCCAGGUUCGAAGGUCGUCUACAUUGCUCCCAUGAAGGCUCUGGUACGGGAGCGUGUCAAGGAUUGGGGUGUUCGCCUAGCAAAGCCUCUGGGACUCAAACUUGUAGAGUUGACCGGCCUUAUCAAUUUUUGUGGCAUGGAAGAUAAUCCUAGACGCUUCUUGAAUAUGGACGAGGAUGACCUGCAGCUCAAUCUUUCUAGGGUGAAGGACGAUGCCUUGAAGGAAGCAAUAAGCUUUGGUAUUGGUCUUCAUCACGCCGGUCUUGUAGAGUCAGACCGCCAGCUGGCAGAAGAGCUGUUCCUGAACAACAAGAUACAAAUCCUCGUGGCAACAAGCACGCUUGCUUGGGGAGUUAACCUACCAGCUCAUCUGGUUGUCGUUAAAGGCACCCAGUUCUAUGACGCCAAAAUUGAAGGAUAUAAAGACAUGGAUUUGACUGAUGUCCUACAAAUGCUUGGCAGAGCGGGACGACCCCAAUUUGACAAUUCAGGAGUGGCUCGAAUCUUUACCCAAGACUCGAAGAAAGACUUCUACAAACACUUUCUUCAUACAGGAUUCCCCGUGGAAUCCUCGCUCCAUACUGUGCUUGACAACCAUCUUGCUGCUGAAGUUUCGGCAGAGACGAUUGUCACGAAGCAGGAUGCGCUCGAUUACCUUACUUGGACUUUCUUCUUCCGAAGACUACAUAAGAACCCAUCCUACUACGGCUUGGAAAUUUCGGCAGAAGAGCACAAUAGCAUGACGGCUCAACAACUUGCUAAUGAUUUCAUGAUCGAGAUGGUCGACAAAUCCCUUGGAGAGCUCGCACAAUCAAAGUGUGUCGAAGUCUACCCCAAUGGCGAUGUUGACUCUACUCCCUUGGGCAAGAUUAUGAGCUACUACUACCUCUCGCACAAGACCAUCCGGUAUCUAGUACGUCACGCGAAGGCGAAGGCGUCGUUUCUGGACGUCUUGUCGUGGAUGUGUCGAGCGACUGAGUACGAUGAGCUUCCCGUACGCCACAACGAGGAUCUCAUCAAUGCCGAGCUAUCCAAAAAUCUGGCCUUUCCCGGGACGUCUUUUGGACUGCCAAUGUGGGAUCCCCAUGUGAAGGCAUUCCUUCUAUUGCAGGCACACAUGUCGCGUAUUAACCUACCUAUCACUGAUUAUGUGGGUGAUCAGACCAGUGUGCUUGACCAGGCGAUCCGUAUCAUUCAAGCAUCCAUUGAUGUCCUGACGGAGCUCGGAUAUUCAUCGAGCGCCCUGGAAAUGAUACAGCUUCUUCAGAGCAUCAAGUCUGCUAGAUGGCCAACCGAGCCCGCAGUCUCUAUCCUGCCAGGGAUCAUGGAGGAGAGGCUUGAAAAGCUAGAGAACCCUACACCGCUGCAUAAGCUCAGCUCCAUGGGUCAAGGAGGGUGGAAUAAACUGGCUAAGGACUUAGGUGUUCCACAUUCUCAGCAGCAGCGCUUCACGAAGGCCCUCUCUAUGCUACCGAAUGUCAAGGUGUCGGUGGACGAUAUCACGGCACUGUCUAUCACAGUCAACCUGAGGCGUCUAAACCCAGUCGUGGAACGCGAAGCACGAAUAUAUGCUCCCAAGUUCCCCAAGCCACAGACCGAAGGCUGGUUCGUAGUAGUUGGACACAUUGCAAAUGACGAGGUGUAUGCGGUCAAGCGAGUUGGCUGGAGUGCAGGAGCUGGCAAGACCGUUAGCAUUGGGUCGAAGCCGUCUGCUCGAGCUGUCAUUAAGCUCCCAGAUGCGGAGAACAGGCAGUCAAGGAAACUCGAUGUGAUGGUGGUGAGUGAUGGAUAUGUUGGGCUACAAUAUCAAGUGCUUGGAGUUGACAUCCCCGAGCCGCCGACGGUGGAUGACGAUGUAGACAAGUCGAAGAAAUCAGCGGCUGUAGGCUCAUCAGGAAGUGCCUGA